Messenger RNA from Eimeria mitis, 1371 nucleotides. RefSeq lists its product as uncharacterized. Bases 1 to 1371 code for a protein of 456 amino acids. NCBI's taxonomy places the organism in Eukaryota, Apicomplexa, Conoidasida, Eucoccidiorida, Eimeriidae. The transcript is spliced from 3 exons. The record is from RefSeq and is a predicted model, not a curated record.
AUGCGUAUACAGAAGGCAGCAGCAGCAGCAGCAACAGCAGCAGCAGCAGCAGCAACACGUGCUGCUGCUGCUUCUGCGGCAGUUAUGCAUGCGCUGCUGCUCCUCAUGCUGCUGCUCGGGGCUUGCUGCUGCUGCACAGCUCAUCCGCUGCUGCAGCAGCAGCAACUGCAGCAGCAGCAAAUACCUUCCAUGCAGACAGCAGCAGCAACAACAGCAGCAACAACAGCAGCAGCAUCAACAGCAGCAGCAGCACCAACAGCACCAGCAGCAGCAGCAUUCCUUCUCCGACAGCCAGAGUUCCCGUGGCGUCUGUGCAGCAGCUGCUCACCCCGCAGCAGCAGCAGCAGCAGCAGCAGCAGCAGCGGCAGCAGCAACUUGCAGUGUUCUGCUUCGACUCUAAGGACGUCUAGGGCUCUUCUUCUGAGACCCUCAUCAGCAGCAGCAGCAACAGCAGCAGCAGCAGCAGGAAAAAGAGGGGCCCCACGCUACUGCAGCAAAGAAGCAGCAGCAACUGCAGCAGCAACUGCAGCAGAAGAUGCAGCAGCAACUGCAGCAGGAGUUCCCGCUGCUGCUGUAUACCCUCCUGCUGCUUGGGCAACACAGCCACCUGUACCCCUCUCUGCUGCAGCAGCAGCAGCAGCAGCAGCAGCAGCAGCAGAUUCAUCAGUUGAUGCUUUCUCCCCUUUCCAUCAGCACGCGCUGUUGCAGCUGCAGCAGCAGCAGCAACAGCUGCACCAGCACGAGCAGCUGCAGCAGCAGAUACAGCAGCAACUGCAGCAGCAGCAACUGCAGCAGCAGCAGCAGCAGCAGCAGCAGCAGCAGAGGUCUCGGAGACGCAAAGCAUACCAACAGAAGACAGCUGAAGCCGCUGCUGCAGCAGCAGCAGCAACUGCAGCAGCAGCAGCAGCAGCAGGAACUGCGGGUGUGAAGGGUACGCCAGGGGCCCCUCCUUUGGCUGCGCUGCUGCCAGGCGUAGGGGGCCCCCCAGCAGCAGCAGAAGCAGCAAGAGCAGCAGCAGCAGCAAUGUGCUGGUGGGGGGCCCCCAAGGAUUCACUGCCUGCAGCAGCAGCAGCAGCAGCAGCAACAAAGACAGCAAAAGAUGCAGCGCUAGAGAUACAGAAGGAGAAGAGACUCGGGCUGCAGAUUGCUGCUGCUGCUGUUGCUGCUGCUGCUGCUUGGAGACUCCUCGCGUACUUCAGGGCCCAGGUAUCUGAACGCCGUCGCGUUGAGGCUGCCUUGAAGGCCUACAAGGAGGAGGAGGAGGCCUUCGUUCGUUACGGUCAUAACAGGGGGCCCCCCGGGGGCCCCCGGGGCCCCCCAGGAGGGGGCCCCCCAGGGGGGGCCCCCUCGUCAGAUGACGUCUUCUUUUAA